This is a messenger RNA of Lampris incognitus (smalleye Pacific opah), 2924 nucleotides long. RefSeq names its product NAC alpha domain containing (gene nacad). Bases 903 to 2801 code for a protein of 632 amino acids. Gene Ontology annotation, cellular component: cytoplasm; nascent polypeptide-associated complex. Lineage: Eukaryota; Metazoa; Chordata; Actinopteri; Lampriformes; Lampridae. The record is from RefSeq and is a predicted model, not a curated record. Gene Ontology annotation, biological process: protein targeting to membrane. The transcript is spliced from 8 exons.
GACAACAGAGUAGUGUUUGUUAUUCAGGGGGAAAUCAUGGUGAUAAAAACGAGAAGAAAGAGAAAGAAGAAGAGAAAGAAUUGAAAGAAGAGGAAAAAGUGAAAGAGAAGAAAGAAGAGAAAGAGGAAGAAGAGAAAGAAGUGACAGAGAAGAAAGAAGAGAAAGAAGACGAGAAAAAAGUGAAAGAGGAAGAGGAAGAAGAGAAAGAAUUGAAAGAGAAGAAAGAAGAGAAAGAAGAAGAGAAAAAAGUGAAAGAGAAAGAGGAAGAAGAGAAAGAAUUGAAAGAGAAGAAAGAAGAGAAAGAAGUGAAAGAGAAGAAAGAAGAGAAAGAGGAAGAAGAGAACGAAGUGACAGAGAUUAAAGAAGAGAAAGAGGAAGAAGAGAAAGAAGUGACAGAGAAGAAAGAAAAGAAAGAGAAAGAAGAAGAGAAAGAAGUGAAAGAGAAAGAGGAAGAAGAAGAGAAAGAAGUGAAAGAGAAAGAAGAGGGAGAGGAAGAACAAGAGAAAGAAGUGAAAGAGAAAGAAAACGCAAAAGAAGAGAAGAAGAACGAAGAGAAAGAAGUGAAAGAGAAAGAAGAGAAAGAAGAGAAAGAGAAAGAAGAGGAAGAGAAAGAAGAGAAAGAGAAAGAAGAGGAAGAGAAAGAAGAGAAGAAGAACGAAGAGAAAGAAGUGAAAGAGAAAGAGGUGAAAGAAGAGAAGAAGAAAGAAGAGAAAGGCGUGAAAGAGAAAGAAGAGGAAGAGAAAGAAGAAGAGAAAGAAGUGGAAGAGAAAGAGACAGAAGGAGAGAAAGAAGAGAAAGGGGAAGAGAAAGAGAAAGAGAAAGAAGAAGAAAAAGAAGCGAAAAAAACAGUUGAAGUGACAGAGAGAGAGCGAGAAGGAAAAAUUGAUGAAACAAAGCAGGAUAUGGGAGAGGAACGACAACACUCUCCUACACAGAAAGAUCUGCAGCACUCCCAAUGUCACGUCCCGGAGGGGGAGCUUUGCACAGGUAAACCUUUUGCUGCUAAGAAGGAAAAAGGGAAACAGAAUAAACAUGAUGCAUCUCGGCCGGGCAAAUCUGUAGACAAGUCUGUUAAUGACCCAGAAGAACCUUCUGUACUGUUUAAAACCACAGCAGAUGGAUGCUCAACAGGGGACACAGACGAGUCUAAAACUAAGAGGGGACAGAAACUGAACAGCCAAGCCGCGUCUUCAGAUGCACAACAGAGGGCGUCGGAAGAGGACACAACUAAUUCAGAUUCACAGGGAAGAAGGAAUGACUGCCCAAAUCAAGAUGUCCACAUUCCCAGCCCUGGAUACUGCAUCUCUCCCACUCAUAUCUCCGCCAACCUCAAUGAUGCUUCAUUAAUGAAUCAGGAAGUAAAACAGACACAGGAAGUGCUUGAUAACAGGCCGUUGCCUGACAGCCAGACAGGAAGCAGUAAGGACAUUAAUGACAACAACAUCACGAGCAACCAGAGCUCACCUGCACCGGGUAACAUACCAUCCUCCCCAACUCCUCUCUCCUCCUCGCCGCCUCCUCUCUCCUCCUCCCCACUCCCUUGCGCCUUCACAGAGCAAGAUGACCUCCCCUCUCCCAUCCAGGAGUCUGAGCCUGUCCUUUCCUCAUCACAGCCCCAACAUCCCCUGUCCGCCCAUCACACAAAAAACCUCCUCUCCUCUUGCCCCAACACCCAACCACUGCCUCCUGCCCAGCUUCCACUAAAUGGCCACCUCCAAGAGGCCGCUGUUACCCCUCCUACACCGACUACACCUACCAGAAGUGUAACCUCCACCCCGGUUCCUUCUGCAGCCCUGCAAAGCCUCUCCCAACCCGCCCAGGAGUUUGUACCCAGGUCCGGGUCUCUGAAUAUUGUGCCUGUUCCAGACUCUAAGUCCCAUCACCAUUCCCUAUCCCAUUCACCGUCUCCGCCUGACCACACCAAACACCACAAACAGGUCAAGACAGCUCACAAACAGAGCGCACAGGACAGCGGCAGGGACUUUGGCCUCGUCGAGGAAGACACGGAGAGUGAGAGCGACAUCGCUGCCUUUCAACAAGGUCACCAAACUCAGCCCAGGGGGGUUUCAGCGAGCAGAAGUUGCUCCGUGCACGAGUCUGAAACAUCCAGCCAAAAGGAAAUCCAGCCUUUCUCUGCCUGCCCGCUAGCAGACAGACAGCAAGGCUACCCAAGCAUCCAAAGCCACAAGAUUUCAGAGGAGAUUGACCUAACGUUCAAAAACAAUGGCUCUUGUAAUGACUCAGAGAGUGAGGGGUCAGUGCCGGAGUUGGAGGAGCCAGGGGUUGCACCGCUGAGACCCUCAGAGCCCCAGUCCAUCUCUCCUGAGGAUGAUGGGAUGAACAGGCCUAAACAAAGCCGAAGUGAGAAGAAAGCCCGCAAGGCCAUGUCGAAGCUGGGUCUGAAGCCAGUCCAUGGUGUGACCAGGAUCACCAUCAGGAAGUCGAAGAGCAUCUUGUUCGUCAUCAGCAGACCGGAUGUCUUCAAGAGCCCCGCUUCUGACAUCUACAUCGUAUUCGGCGAGGCCAAGAUCGAGGAUCUGUCCCAGCAGGUUCACAAGGCAGCAGCAGAGAAGUUCAAGGUGCCUGUGUCCUCCUCCCCCCUGACUCCCCCUGUUCCUCCCAGCCUCACCAUCAAGGAGGAGAGUGAAGAGGAGGAGGAGGAGGUGGAUGAGGGAGGUCUGGAGCAGAGGGAUAUUGAGCUCGUGAUGGCCCAGGCCAAUGUUUCACGGGCCAAGGCCGUCCGCGCACUGAGACACAACAAAAACGACAUUGUCAAUGCUAUCAUGGAGCUGACCAUGUGAACGGUGAGGAGAAUUUCAACCCUGAUCCCAACCCCAGCCACUUAAGCCUAGACGUCACUGACUCUUCUGUAUCGCUGCUAUGUUGCAUCCCCCAUUACCUGCUGAAUAAAGUCUGUUACAACA